Messenger RNA from Nothobranchius furzeri (turquoise killifish), 1189 nucleotides. RefSeq names its product cyclin N-terminal domain containing 1 (gene cntd1). Gene Ontology annotation, biological process: reciprocal meiotic recombination. Gene Ontology annotation, cellular component: site of double-strand break. NCBI's taxonomy places the organism in Eukaryota, Metazoa, Chordata, Actinopteri, Cyprinodontiformes, Nothobranchiidae. The record is from RefSeq and is a predicted model, not a curated record.
UGGAAAAUAAUUCCCGUGUUGCAACUUUAGUUCCUACUUGCAACUAUUCUGAAGAAUAGCGAAUAGCGCCAUCUUUUGGAAAUUAUCACACCGCAUUUUCUUUAAUCUGCAAUUAAUUUUCAACAGAAACACGUUCGGUUGGUUUAAUUAAUAGUCAAACAUAUUGUAUACCAAAGGCUAACGUCAUACGGUGUUUUUUGUAACUAAAUGGCGAAGAGACUCAUUUGUCCUCCGGGCCAACGUCAAGAUGAAGGUUUAAAGUUUCGUACAACCUCUUUUGACCUUCUCGACGACGUUCUCGUCAACUUCAACAAAUCAAACAAAGAUUAUCUUAAUAGUUUACCGAAAUGUAGCGGAAUCUUCAAACAGAAAAGACUCGUUGAAUACGUGUUCCAGACUGUUAACAAACUGAGACUUGACCCUCUGGUUGGAUACCACGCAGUUGAACUUCUGCAAAAGUUCAUGGUCAAACACCUUUCUGAUGUAGCCACCACUCUCACGCCUGAAGAUGCCGCUGCUGAAGGACCAACAAGCUACGAGAAUGCAGUUUUUGACAAACUGAAAGAUAAAUUUCCCCUCAUCAUCUUUUCCUGUGUACAGCUUGCAAACAAAUUGUUUUUGCACAGCCAUAUGAUUGACAUCAAUAUUGCUGUAUGUUUCCUGCAAUCCACUGGCCUCAGUGUUCCCAAACAGAUGAUCCUGGAAUCAGAGCUGAUGGUCUUGAAAGGGCUUGAUUUCACUCUAAAUGUCCUCAACCCUCUGGCUUAUGUGGAGAUACUUCUGGAGGUGCUCUGCCACAAUCAGCCCUCCACCUCUGUAGAACGCCUUCAUCAACUCUGCCACCAGGUCCUCCAGUUCAUCACCCUGGACAGGGCUGCUGUCUAUAAAAACCUGUUACAAAUCACCACUCAGUGUGCCAGGCCAUCCAGGAAUCAGAGAGAGAAGUUUGUGGCCGUGACUGAGGACUUCAUGCUUCUUGGGGUCGGAGUCAUUGCGGUGGCAACUUUCAUCCUUCAUGUCAAAAAAUGGAGACAGCUAAUCGGUGAACUGAACCACAUCACAGGAAUCUCCAGGAGAAGCAUCAGUGACUUUGCUCUGGCUACAUUAGUGCAGAUUGUUGGCCCCAGUUCUUCUGCUGUUUAAACAUUUACUCUAUGAUCCUGCAUGUUUAUUAAAUCCUUCAAUAAUU